AUGGCCAAAGCAAAACGGCACGCCGGCCGGUCAAACUCGACGGCGGAGAGUCAAGGAAUGACGGACGAGACAGUGAUAAUUACAACUAUUGAGGAGGAUGAAAAUCCAGCUGAGGAGAAGCACGAUGAAAUCCAUCGGGAGGAGAAUGAGAAACUAGAACUGAAGGUACAGAUUCAAUCAUCGGUGAUGAAGAAGGAGGAGGCAGAGAAACCUUGGGUGAAGGUGAUUCAAGGUAACUGUAACCUUAACUGUGGUAUGAUUGUGGAGUUCAUUGCUCCUACAAUCAUUAAUGGCGAGAUCAAAAUUGUAAUCAAUGAGAGUGACGUUGCCGAGGAACUUGAAUUUUGGGAGAAUGUUGUAAUUUAG
Messenger RNA from Vicia faba (fava bean), 366 nucleotides. Lineage: Eukaryota; Viridiplantae; Streptophyta; Magnoliopsida; Fabales; Fabaceae. The record is from the annotation of a GenBank genome assembly.